CAGCUCCACCCACCUGGAGAGAGGACUGCGGUUCUUUCGUCCCACAUAACCUGCUGAUGUAGCCCACCUCGCCGGCAUUCUUCUCGUUCGGCUUCAAGACGAGAGGAUUUGGACGACCUCAACAAAAAAAGGUACUUACUAAGGUGAGCUGUCGUUUUAAUCUCUUCCCUCGUCCAUCGUCUCUUUUGACGGACAAUCAUGGAGUCAUUUUUCAAAAAACUCAAGAAUGAAGUCAAGGAGCUUCUAAACGACGACGACGACAAGAAAAAGGCCGACAAGGACAGUGACAAACCCAAGGAGAAAGACAAGGACAAGGAUAAGGACAAGGAAAAUGAAAAUCCAAGUGACAGAGCGGCUGCUCCCGACCCAAGCGUUUAUCAAGCUUAUCCUCAACAACCCCCCUACGGUCAACCUCCUCAACCAUACGGACAGGUUCCACAGCCAUAUGGUCAGCCUCCACAGCAGCAGUACGGGCAACCUCCGCAACAAUAUGGCCAACCACCCCAAGCACAAGGAUAUGGCCAACCUCCGCAACCAUACGGCCAAUACGGCGCUCCUUCACCCGGGCCCCCCCAACUGCCUCCCGGAUGGAUUCAGCAAUGGGACCAGAAUAGCCAACGUCCCUACUACGUAGAACAAGCCACAGGCCGUACUCAAUGGGAGCCCCCUACACCAGCUUGGGGCCAACCACCACAAGGCCCACCCGGCGCACCUGGCUUCUAUCAGGGCUAUGGGGGUGCAAUGCCAGCUGUUCCUCCCCAGCCGGGUCACGGUGACAACACCAGAGAUUACUACGGCGGCCCAGGGAUGGAACCAAAGAAGGAUAAGAGCGACAAAGACAAGAAGGACAAAGAUAAGAAGGACAGUGGACAUGGCACUGGCGCAUUGCUCGCCGCCGGCGCAGGUGGUCUAGCCAUCGGUGCUCUAGCAGGUGCUGCCUUAUCAGAUGAUGGUAGCCAUCAUCAAGCCGCCGCCGCCCCACCUCCACAACCAGCAUACGACCCUGGAUACGGAGGUGGCUAUGGCUACGGCGCCCCUCCGCCUGGACCUCCUCCCCCAGCAGAGCCGCCCCUGGAGUUCAACCAAAAUCUCUCAUCAAGUCAACGUUCUUCCCUGCAAGAAGCUCGCGAGGAUCUUGAAGAGGCCAGGGCUGCAGCUGCAGAUUCGGAUGCCUCCAGUAGCGAUUUCGAGAGGUUGAAAGAGGCCGAGGAGGAGUAUGCAAGCGAGGUUGAAAGUGCCCACUCCGAGCUCGAGGAUGACUGAGGUUGUCACUGAGACAGAUGAACCACGAUCCUUGUAGCCGGACAGGCUUUGUCAUGACACUCAGAGACGGUCGUGGAGGAUGUAGAAUCCUGCAAGCAAGCUCCCAAACCAAUGGCCAACAUGUUUCAGAAAUCAUUAGACCCUUUCGACUAGAGUUCUCUGACAAAUUUCACCUGCCCUUGAAGGCGGGUUUUCGCUUUUCUGAAAAGGCCUUGAGAGCUUCCAGACGGUCUUCUGUUUCCAAGACCACUUCGUAGGCUUCG
Exophiala mesophila is the source of this 1526-nucleotide messenger RNA. RefSeq lists its product as uncharacterized. Gene Ontology annotation, cellular component: actin filament; cytoplasm. Gene Ontology annotation, molecular function: microtubule binding; actin binding. The record is from RefSeq and is a predicted model, not a curated record. Gene Ontology annotation, biological process: actin filament polymerization. Lineage: Eukaryota; Fungi; Ascomycota; Eurotiomycetes; Chaetothyriales; Herpotrichiellaceae. The coding region runs from base 199 to 1263 and encodes 354 amino acids. The transcript has 2 exons.